Molecule: messenger RNA, 1431 nt
Organism: Trichoderma breve
Lineage: Eukaryota; Fungi; Ascomycota; Sordariomycetes; Hypocreales; Hypocreaceae
Product: FAD binding domain-containing protein
Exons: 3
Coding region: 1-1431 (476 amino acids)
Molecular function (GO): FAD binding
Source: RefSeq, a predicted model, not a curated record
AUGGCAUCUAUCACCGCUGGCCCCGAAUUUCAUGAUGCACCUCCCCCAGGCUUCUCUUCAGCAUCAAUAAUUGAACAAGAUGCGCCAGCCCUUCUUGGAUUGCAUCACGAAGCCCCCCAACUCCACAUCUACACAGCAUCCAAUGCUGAUUACGAGGCCCUGAACAGAGUCAACGAUAGAUCUGUCACAAUUCUCCCUGUAGCUACUAACGGCCUGACUUUGGCUAUUCGAAACUCAGGUGUUGAUCAAGGCGGCCGGAAUCUUGCCUUUGGGCCUAAAGAUGUCUCGCUCGAUGUUCGCUCAAUGGACAAAAUAGUCCUUUCUGCAGAUAGGCGCGAAGCAACUAUUGAAGGAGGCGUGAUAGGCGGGAAGUUGCUGAAGUUUCUGGACGAUCAUGGCCUCACGACGCCCACAGCCUUUUCUUCCGCGGUUGGUUACGUUGGUUGGGCCUGUGGUGGUGGCUAUAGCUCGUUGAAUGGUAUAAUGGGCUUAGGCGUGGAUAACAUCCUUGGGGGAAGAGUUGUAUUGGCCGAUGGGAGAAUCAUGGACACAGACGAAGCCGGCUGUGACCCCGAUCUACUGUGGGCGCUUCGUGGUGGCGGCGCUGGUCUUGUUGGAGUGGUCACAUCUCUUCGUGUUCGUGUGCACCGCCGCCCAGAUUGUUUGGCGGGUAAUAUCAUCUUCCCGUUGACAGAAGCGCCUCAAAUCGCCCGGCAACUGAAUGAACUAUAUGCAUGGAAGAAACCUAGCAAGUUUGCGGGCGAUGUUGCUGUCAUCGAUCCAACUGGGGACGGCGCUAUAUUUGCAUUUCUAUUCUUCUGGGCUCUGGACGAGGACCGCAGCGACCUCGAGGAAGCAAAAGACUACCUCGAGCGUGUCCUCAAGUUUGGAACCGUUAUAGCCAAUACGGCCGAAGAAACAACCCCUCACAAAUUUCUAGUGUCAAUUACCCAACCUCCACUUUACGGCGAUCUCAUACAUUUUCGACUGACAGCUUCAGUACCCAACUGGUCAGAAGAGCUGGGGCGCAUCAUAUCAGAGCCAAUGCCAACGCCUUCAGCAUUAAUUAUUAUGCAUGACAGUCACGGUGCUGGAACGCGGGCGUCUGGCUCUACUGCCGUGGACAGCGCUGUCUUUUCAAACCGUGAGCCGCAUUUGAUGUUCGGGUUCUUCGCAGCAGCACCCUCAAAUGAUCAAGAGGGGCUGGAGAAAUCCAAAGCAUGGGCAUACAGAUUGGUUGAAAAGGUAACAAAAGCAGGACUUGCUAUGCCAACUCGCUACAUCAACUUCACCCACCCCCUGAAAGGCGACGGAUUUGGCUAUUACGGAGCGCAGGGAUUGAUUCGCAUCAAGGCAGUUAAAGGUCGGCUUGAUCCCUUGAACCUGUUUAGUAAAAAUACGCCAGACCUGGCCGAGACACUGAGUGCUUGA